Messenger RNA from Metarhizium acridum CQMa 102, 795 nucleotides. RefSeq lists its product as uncharacterized. Lineage: Eukaryota; Fungi; Ascomycota; Sordariomycetes; Hypocreales; Clavicipitaceae. Gene Ontology annotation, biological process: secondary metabolite biosynthetic process; fatty acid biosynthetic process. The record is from RefSeq and is a predicted model, not a curated record. Gene Ontology annotation, molecular function: fatty acid synthase activity.
AUGGCGUUUGACGAUUAUAACACCGUCAUCCGGUCCAAGGUCAGCGGCGCACGCAACUUUCACGACGAGUUCCAUGAUGACAAGCUGGACUUUUUUAUCCCGCUCUCAUCCGUAGGUAUUGUUGGAAACAGGGGCCAGGCUGCAUACUCGGCGGCGGAAACCUUUCUUGAUGCUUUGGCUCAUCAUCGCUGGCAAAAUGGGCAGGCUGCCUUGUCCCUGAAUCUCGCAGCUGUUGACGACGUCGGAUAUCUAGCCAGCAAUUUGGCCAAAGAAUCCGAGGAAAUGAAGACUAUAUAUGGUAGCUCAAUGACCGAGGCGGAGGUGCUUGGUCUUGGGGAAGUUGAAUCCAGGGGCCAAUGCAUCUUGAGGCUGAAUCUUGACAAUCCGGCGAUGCUGCCAUUCUGGGCAAGCGAUGCAAAGCUUUAUCACAUCCGUGAACAAGCCCUUGCCACAUCCGCGAAUCUAGGGUCAGCCGGAGGGUCGAAUAUACCUGUCGCGGAAGGACUAAAGCAUCUGUCAAAUAAAGAAGAGGCGAUUGACCUGGUGGCAGAUGAGCUUGGUAACAAGCUGGCUGCCAUUUUGAUGUUGGCACCGGAAGACAUGGCAACGCAAAAGACGUACAUGUCAAUCACGGCAUUUGGACUGGACUCAUUGAUCGCCAUGGAGCUGCGAAACUGGAUUGGAAACGAACUUCAAGCACAUUUACAGGUAUUGGAAUUGCCGACAAGGGGUAAACGUACGAAAUUGGCAGCAUUGGUUUUGAAGAAGACGCGAUUUGCUACACCCUUGGGAUAA